AUGGGAGACGCAAACACGCCCGAGGAGCUCAAGUUUGGGAGUGCAUACAACUACUGGAUCAAGACCGAUGCCGGAUUCGAUCUCUCUCGUGGAUCCCCUGAGAAGAUCACAGUGAAGACUACAAAGGAUCCGAUCAUGAUCGCACCCAAGAAGACGGCGCUGAUCAUCAUCGAUAUGCAGAACUACUUCCUCCACGAGAAGCUGUUCGACAACGGGCCAGGGCGCGAGUCCGUCCCACUGAUGAUGGAGACUGUUUGUUCCUGCCGGAAAGCCGGUAUCCCCGUCGUAUGGUGCAACAUGGGGAUGAACGAAGCGGACCGGUAUACCCUGCCCCCAUCCUACCUCGCAAUGUCCUACAAGCGGGACAACGCGACGUUCAACCAGUCGAUUGGGACCGUUUCCAUCCCCGGGCAAGCUAAGCCUAUCGACAUGGGUGGGAAGCUUAUCAAGGGGUCGUGGAACGCCGAGCUCUGGGGCCCGUUGAAGGCGUUCGCAGAGGAGGGAUACAAGCUCGGGACGGACGUGCAUAUCUGGAAGAACCGGUUCAGCGCACUGUGUGGGCACCAGCCGCUCGAGCUCUGGCUGCAGGAGAACCAGAUCACGACUACUCUAUGGGGAGGUGUGGUCACGGAUGUGUGUGUUUGGGGGAGCAUGCUGGAUGCGUACUAUAAGGGGUACGAUAUGGUCAUGGUCAAGGAGCUGGCGAACACGACUAGCCCCGACUUUGUUGUCAAGACUGCGUAUAGGAAUACUGAGAACUGGGGCUGGCUGACGAGCACGAGCAGCUUGAUGGAGGGUAUCGAGCAGGCCAGUGCUUGA
Messenger RNA from Dacryopinax primogenitus, 819 nucleotides. RefSeq names its product Isochorismatase hydrolase. The coding region runs from base 1 to 819 and encodes 272 amino acids. The transcript is spliced from 3 exons. NCBI's taxonomy places the organism in Eukaryota, Fungi, Basidiomycota, Dacrymycetes, Dacrymycetales, Dacrymycetaceae. The record is from RefSeq and is a predicted model, not a curated record.